UCGCCGUCGUCUUCCGUUUCAUUUCAUCUCCGGAGGCUCUCUCCUGGUGCGAUUGUAAAGGGCCACAGACGAGGCACAAACAGCUAGCAAAAACACCUCGACAAAUUUUUGUUUUUUAUCACCUCAAAAGGUCUCGUCCUAAUAUCGCAUGUCCUCUAUCCAGAACCUCCAAUCUUUCGAUCCCUUUGCUGAUGCAACCAAGGGUGACGACUUACUCCCGGCGGGGACAGAGGAUUACAUCCACAUAAGGAUCCAGCAACGCAACGGCCGCAAAACGCUGACCACCGUGCAAGGAAUCGCCAAUGAUUACGACAAAAAGAAGCUGGUGAAGGCCUUCAAAAAGAAAUUCGCCUGUAACGGUACUGUGAUCGAGCACCCAGAGUACGGCGAGGUCAUCCAGCUCCAGGGAGACCAGAGGAAGAACAUCUGCCAGUUUCUCCUGGAGAUCGGCAUUGUCAAGGAGGAGCAGCUGAAGGUCCACGGAUUUUAAAGCUCUGCUCACGCCACACAGCCGGGACCCAGGCGGAAGUUAGCGUUUUUCCCGCAACAUGUAUCUAACAUUAGCGUUUAGCAAUAUGUCUGAUGUAAUUCUCUGACAUAGGCAAUAAAAACGCGAUGCCACCUUUUAUAGGCAAAAACA
Messenger RNA from Megalops cyprinoides (Indo-Pacific tarpon), 640 nucleotides. RefSeq names its product eukaryotic translation initiation factor 1B (gene eif1b). Gene Ontology annotation, molecular function: RNA binding; translation initiation factor activity; ribosomal small subunit binding. The transcript has 4 exons. The record is from RefSeq and is a predicted model, not a curated record. Gene Ontology annotation, cellular component: eukaryotic 43S preinitiation complex. The coding region runs from base 149 to 490 and encodes 113 amino acids. Lineage: Eukaryota; Metazoa; Chordata; Actinopteri; Elopiformes; Megalopidae. Gene Ontology annotation, biological process: translational initiation.